CAGUCAUCACACAACAUGGCCGACGUUAAAUUGCAGCAGAGCUUGUGAGGGGACCCGAAGAAACAGGAAUACAGUAAGAAAACCAAAGAGGGAAGGCUGCAUUUGCAGCCUGGCAGAAAGAGGAAAGGAUGCCGUCUCCUUCUUUUUCCCUGGAUGCCCAGCUGCGGUUCCACGACAAAUGGCUGAAGAUAGAUUUGCAGCGUGCGUUUUCUCCAGAGGGACUGAGUGAGAUGUGGAAUGAAAUGGUAAAGGACGAGGAAAUUGUGUUUGACAGAGAAGAAUCUGCCUAUCCAGAGGACUCUGCAGAUUGUGCUGGUGCUCAAAAGAAGGAUGAGUGCAAUGAUAAGGAGAAGAAAGAGGAGGAGGAGGCGUCUUUGUCGUCUGUCCAUCAUUCAAUCAUAGAGACCUGGGAUUGGGGGAGGCAGCCAGAUGAGGUGGAGCUGAAGGACUGUCUUACGGUUCUGGUGGAUGACCAACAGAAACUGGCUACACAGACAGCUAAAAGCACUCUGUCUGCGCGGCGUCUGAGCCAACGGCUGCUCAUCCUGGAGCGCUACCUCAUCUCACUCACUCACAGCAUGAUGGAGGAGAAGUACAAAGUUCGGUGGAAAAGUCCGCCCAGCCCCCCGCUGCCCACUGUGGAUAACAAAAGCACUCGUCCUGUCAGUAAGGGAGUGGAGGGCUUGGCUCGAGUCGGGUCAAGAGCAGCUCUUUCCUUUGCCUUUGCUUUUCUCCGCAGGGCUUGGAGGUCUGGUGAUGAUGCAGACCUAUGCAGUGAGCUGCUUCAGGAGUCCUUGGAUGCUCUACGUGCCCUUCCAGAGGCCACUCUAUUUGACGAAGGCACUGUGUCAUCUGUCUGGCUAGAGGUUGUUGAGAGAGCUACUAAAUUCCUCAGUGAUGUGCAUGGAGGUGGCAGUGGCAAAGCCCCAAGCAGCAUUCCUCUGCAGGACCAGCACCUGGCCCUUGCGAUUCUACUCGAGCUUGCCGUUCAGAGGGGCACACUCAGUCAGCUGCUGUCUGCGGUGUUGUUGCUGCUGAGGUUGUGGGAUAGUGGCACCAGAGAGAUGGAUAAUGAGCGUUCCAGCCAGGGCACCAGCGCCCCAUUACUGCCACUUCUGCAACGCUUCCAAAGCAUCCACAGCAGCAAGGAGGAACCCGUCCCAGAGGAGGAGGUUGAAAUUCUGUCUGCCCCACUGAGCCCAAAUGAAAGUUUCCUGCGCUACCUGACCCUGCCCCAAGACAAUGACCUGGCCAUUGACCUACGACAGACGGCUGUGGUCAUCAUGGCCCACCUGGACCGCCUAGCAGUCCCCUGUAGCCCUCCACAAUGCAGCUCUCCCACCUCCAGCAAGGAGGACCAUGGCCCUGUACAGGGUACAUUGCAGGAGGUGAUCGGAUGGGGUUUGCUGGGAUGGAAGGUGCAUGCCAAUGUGAAUGGACCAAUUCAGUGCAAAGCUCUGUCCAGCGUGGGCGUAACCCAAAUUGUGUGCUCAGAAAAGGGCUUUCUCAUCCUGUCAAUUUCUGGUGCUGUAUACACCCAGAACUACAAAAGCACCACCCUGUCCCCCAUGCUGGUCCAUGGGCUGUCAUCCAGGAAGAUAGUGAAGCUGGCGGCUCACCCGGAAGGGCAGCACUACCUUGCUCUCUCGGCCAAUGGAGAGGUUUUCUCCUGGGGCUGUGGGGAUGGGGGUCGCCUGGGACAUGGAGACACCACGUACUUGGAAGAGCCUACCAUGAUUGCAGCAUUCUCUGGGAAGCAGGCUGGCAAGCAUGUAGUGCAUGUAGCCUGUGGCAGCACCUACAGUGCAGCCAUCACAGCAGAUGGGGAACUGUACACAUGGGGCCGAGGCAACUACGGCCGGCUGGGCCAUGGCUCUAGUGAGGAUCAGACUACCCCCAUGCUGGUGACUGCUCUGAAGGGGUUGAAGGUGAUAGAUGUGGCUUGUGGCAGUGGAGAUGCACAGACACUUGCGGUCACAGAGAAUGGUCAGGUAUGGUCCUGGGGGGAUGGGGACUAUGGGAAGCUGGGCCGUGGGGGCAGUGAUGGCUGUAAGAGUCCAAAGCUGGUGGAGAAGCUACAGGAUUUAGACAUAGUAAAGGUGUGUUGUGGCAGCCAGUUCUCAGUAGCUCUCACUAAAGAUGGCCAGGUAUAUACCUGGGGCAAAGGAGACAAUCAGCGCCUCGGCCAUGGCACUGAUGAGCAUGUCCGCUACCCCAAGCUGCUGGACAGUCUACAAGGGAAAAAGGUUGUGGAUAUAGCGGUGGGCUCCACACACUGCCUGGCCCUCACAGAGGAUGGAGAGGUGCACAGCUGGGGAAGUAACGAUAAACUACAGCAUUUUGACACACUCUUCUCCAACAAGAAGCAACCCAAAGCUCUGCCAGGUCUCAACUCCAAACACAUAGUGGGCAUCUCUUGUGGUCCAGGCCAGAGUUUUGCAUGGUCCUCCUGCUCGGAGUGGUCAGUGGGGCUGCGUGUUCCCUUUGUGGUAGACGUGUGCCCAAUGACCUUUGAGCAGCUGGACCUGCUACUGCGGCAGGUCAGUGAGGGCAUGGACGGCAGCUCGGACUGGCCGCCACCUCAGGAGAAAGAAUGUAUGGUGGUGGCCACUCUCAACCUGCUCAGACUACAGCUCCAUGCAGCCAUCAGUAACCAGGUGGACCCGGAGGAGCUGGGACUAGGACUGGGCAGCAGCCUACUCAACAACCUCAAGCAGACGGUGGUGACGCUGGCCAGCAACGCCGGGGUGCUCAACACCGUGCAGGCAGCCGCGCAGGCUGUGCUCCAGAGUGGCUGGUCAGUGCUACUGCCCACUGCAGAGGAAAGAGCUAGAGCCCUGUCCUCACUACUGCCCAACGCAGCCUCUGGUAAUGAGAUGAGCGUGAGUCCAGGCCGGCGCUUCAUGAUUGACCUGCUGGUCAGCAGUCUAAUGGCAGACGGAGGACUGGAGUCUGCUCUGAAUGCUGCCAUCACAGCUGAGAUCCAGGAUAUUGAGGCCAAGAAAGAGGCACAGAAGGAAAAGGAGAUUGAUGAGCAGGAGGCUAAUGCCUCCACUUUGCACCGCUGCCGCACCACCCUGGAUAAAGACCUCAUCAACACGGGCAUCUAUGAGUCCGCAAGCAAACAGAGCUUACCGCUGGUCCAGCUCGUCCAACAGCUUCUCAGGAAUAUUGCGUCACAGACUAUAGCACGUCUGAAAGACGUGGCACGGCGCAUUUCAAACUGCCAGGAUGCAGAGCAGGUGAGUAAAGAGCGCUCUGCUUCCCUGGACCUGCUUCUGCGCUUUCAGAGAUUGCUGGUCUGCAAGCUGUAUGUGGGAGUCCACGGCACUGUGGGAGUAGGGGGAUACACUUUGACCCACUCUGAGAUUCUAGGAGUGGGCUCCCUGUUGAAGAAGUACAUUGCCUUGCUGUGUACACACAUUGGGGACAUCCUUCCUGUAGCCACCAGCAUUGCAUUCAACAGUCACCGCCACUUUGCUGAGGUGUCCCGCGUCAUUGAGGGAGACCUUACUGGUGUGUUGCUCCCAGAGCUGGUUGUGUCCAUCGUGCUGCUACUGACUCUCGAUGCAGGCUUGAUGCAGGAGACUGGUUCCAUCCCUCUGCUGGCUGCUCUGCUGGAACAUGUGGACCGCUUUAACCACCUUGCCCCAGGCCAUGAGAGAGAUGACAGUGAAGACCUGGCCUGGCCUGGUCUCAUGGGGUCUUUCUUUAAUGGGCCGAGCUCAAAGAACAAUGAGGAGGUUUCACUUAUCCGCAAAGCUGACCUGGAGAACCACAACAAAGAUGGUGGCUUUUGGACGGUCAUUGACGGAAAAGUAUAUGACAUCAAAGACUUCCAGGCCCAGUCUCUUACUGGAAACACUAUUCUUGCUCAGUUUGCUGGUGAGGACCCUGUGGUGGCUUUAGAGGCUGCUCUGCAGUUUGAAGACACCCGAGAAUCAAUGCAGGCUUUUUGUGUGGGCCAGUAUAUGGAGCCCAAUCAAGAGACAGUAACGACCCCUGACCUGAGCAGCCUGUCCUCUCCGCUGAUUGACACUGAGAGAAACUUGGGCCUGCUGCUUGGCCUUCAUGCCUCCUACCUGGCCAUGAGCACACCACUCUCUCGCAUGGAGAUAGAAUGUGACAAGUGGCUCCAGUCAUCAAUCUUCUGUGGAGGUCUGCAGACCAGUCAGAUCCACUAUAACUAUAAUGAGGAGAAGGAUGAGGACCAUUGCAGCUCUCCAGGGACCACUACACCUGACAAAGCCAAACUCUACUCCCGUAGAAUCACUCUCAGUGACCAUGCGCAGCCUUUUCUACAGGCAAUUGCUGAUAACACUACCCAGGACCACACUGUGAAGGACUUUUUAUGUCAAAUUGAGCGGUGCUGUAAGCAGUAUCAUCUCAUCACACCCAUCACUUUCCCGCCAGAGCACCCUGUGGAGGAAGUGGGCCGCCUGCUGCUCUGCUGCCUUCUUAAACACCAGGACCUUGGUCACGUUGCCCUUUCGCUUGUCAAUCAGUGUGCCUUGGCUGUGGACCAGGGGAAGCAGCGGUCCCUCCCCAAAUCUGUGAUUGAUGUGUGUCGAAUGGUGUACCAGGCCAAGUGCUCUUUAAUCAGAACCCAUCAGGAGCAGGGCCGCUCCUAUAAGGAAGUGUGUGCUCCUGUGAUUGAAAGGCUGCGAUUUCUUUUUAAUGAGCUGAGGCCGGCUGUCAGUAAUGACUUGUCUAUUGUGUGCAAGCUGAAGCUGUUGAGCUCCCAGCCCCGCUGGAAAAUGAUCACCCGGAAGCUGAUCAGAGAGUGCAGAAAAAAGCGAGUGCCUAAGAAGUCAGAAUCUGCAGAUGUGGAAGAGGGUAAGCAGGAGAGAGAGAGGGAAGGGACCAACGAGGAAGAACCCCCACCUCCUAUUAGCCCCACACCUGUGGACAAGAAACAAAUCACUGUCAAAUCACCAAAGCAGGAUAAGUGGCAGCCUCUACUGAACACUGUGGCGAAUGUUCAGAAAUACCGCUGGUUGAAGCACAGUGUUCAAGGUUCCUGCUCCCAGUCUAGCCUCAUGAGCACCAUUGUGGAAUUUGCUCUCAAAGAGGAACCACUGGAUGUGGAGAAGAUGAGGAAGUGCCUUCUUAAACAGCUGGAGCGAGCAGAGGUGAGGCUGGAAGGUAUAGACACCAUGCUGAAACUAGCCUCCAAAAGCUUUCUGCUGCCUUCUGUACAGUACGCCAUGCUCUGUGGCUGGCAAAGGGUCAUCCCUGAAGGGCGCAAUAUAGGAGAGCCUCUGUCUGACUGUCUGAAGGAUGUGGAUCUCAUUCCUCCCUUUAACCGCAUGUUGCUGGAGGUCACCUUUGGCAAACUGUACACUUGGGCCAUCCAAAACGUCCGCAACAUCCUGCUGGAGGCCAGCGUUAAAUUUAAAGAACUUGGAGUGCAGCCUGUGCCUCUGCAGACCAUCACAAAUGAGAACCCAGCAGGGCCUAGUUUGGGCACCAUUCCCCAAGCACGUUUUCUCCUGGCCAUGCUCCACAUGCUGACCCUAAAACAUGGAGCCAACAGCCUCAGCCUGCUGCUCAACUCUGGCACCCUGGCCCUCACACAGAGUGUCCUGCGCCUCAUUGGUCCCAGUUCAGAUAGCAGUGAGGAGGAUUUAAGUGCUGGAGCUCACGGAGGCUCAGCCACAGUGCUGGAGGAGUCCAGGAAGGAGGCCGCCCCAGCGCCCCUCCCCGCAUCUGGCCCUGAGCUGGCUGCCAUGAUGAAGAUUGGCACCAGGGUGAUGAGGGGACAGGACUGGAAAUGGGGUGAUCAGGAUGGCCCUCCUCCAGGUCUAGGACGAGUGAUUGGUGAGUUAGGGGAGGAUGGCUGGAUUCGGGUGCAGUGGGAUAACAGCAGCACUAAUUCCUACAGGAUGGGCAAAGAGGGCAAAUAUGACCUCAAACUAGCAGAGCCUCCUCCUGCUACACAGCCUGCUACUGAAGACUCAGACACAGAGGAUGACACUGAAGGGGAAGUGAUGGAGAAGAGCACUCACCCCACAGCCGUCAUGUUAACCAGUACGGUGAAUCUGCUGAAGACUCUGUCCCUUUCAUCCGGAAUUCAUGCAGAGGUUAUGCAGACUGAAGCCACCAGGACUCUGUGCGGUCUACUCCGCAUGCUUGUGGAGAGUGGAGCCAACGACCAGACUGGUUGUCCAUCUUACAGGCUGGUAUCUCGUGAGCAGCACAGGAGCUGGUGUACUCUGGGCUUUAUCCGCAGUAUAGCACUGAUGCCUCAGAUGUGUUGCACUCUGAGCUCCUCUGCAUGGAUCAGCCUGCUCAUCCGCAUUGUGGAGGGCCACCAGUCAUUCACUGCUGUCACACUACAGAGACAGAUCCUGGCUCUGCGCUUACUGCAGGCAGUGCUACCAUCGUGGGAUAAAAUGGAACGCUCUCAGGAUAUGAAGUUCCUUGUGGAGAAACUUUUCGGCUUCCUGGGCAGCCUUCUUAGCACCUGCUCCUCAGAUUUACCACUUCUCAGAGAGGGUUCUCUGCGCAGGAGGAAAUCCCGCCCACAGGCCUCCCUGACAGCCACUCAUAGCAGCACACUAGCAGAGGAGAUUGUGGCCGUUCUGCGAACACUGCACUCUCUCAGCCAGUGGAAUGGCCUCAUCAAUGAAUACAUUAACUCCCAGCUUAGUGGCAUUGGAGACAUAAUGGCAGGUCGUCUGUCAGAAGCGACGCUACUGGAGGAGUACUUCCCUAAUGCAGAAGCUCCAGUGGUGGGCAGUCUAAUGGCUGUGCUAGCGGUGAUUGGUGGAAUUGAUGGACGUCUCAGAUUAGGUGGUCAGGUGGUUCAUGAAGAGUAUGGGGAAGGCACAGUCACACGCAUCACUCCUAAAGGUCGAAUCACUGUGCAGUUUUACGAAAUGAGGACGUGCCGAGUGUGUCUUCUGAGCCAGCUCAAACCGCUGCCUGUUGUGUCAUUCAGUGUUCAGAACCUGCCCUUUACAGAGCCAAUGCUGGCUGUGUGGGCUCAGCUUGUCAAUCUGGCCGGAAGCAAGCUGGAGAAACAACGCAUGAAGAAAUCCCUAAGCAGAGGACUUGCUGCAGACCAGGUGGACGUGCACUUGUUGCGGUGUCAGCAGCUGAGACUGUACAUCCUGAAGGCUGCACGAGCUCUGCUCUCCCACCAGGACAAACUCAGACAGAUCCUCUCACAGCCAGCAGUCAUAGACAGCAGCCCAAACCCCAGCGAGGAGCAAGUUGUGUCAUCUCCAGAUGUAGGUGAUUUGUCCCCUGAGGGUCCUCUUCCUCCCCUCAUCCUGCUCCAGCAGCUUCUCUCUGCUGCCACCCAGCCUUCACCCAUUAAAGCAAUCUUCGAUAGGCAGGAGCUGGAGGCAGCGGCUCUGGCCGUGUGUCAGUUCCUGGCAGUGGAGUCCACUCACCCUUCAUCUCCACUGUUUGAGGACAGCAGUUCGAGUGAGGCCACCACGCCAGUCACUGUACAGCAUGUACGCCCUCCCAAGCAGAAGAAGCACAAGACAUCACCAGUGCCCCCAGCACCCAUAGUACUGCAACUCAUGGAGAUGGGCUUCCAAAGGAAGAACAUUGAAUUUGCCCUAAAAUCCCUGUCUGGAACCACAGGAAGUGCUUCCGGAGUUCCAGGUGUGGAGGCACUGGUAGGCUGGCUGUUAGAUCACCCUGAUGUACACGUCACAGAGCUGUCUGAUGCUGACACGGUAUCUGAUGAAUACUCGGAUGAAGAAGUGCUGGAAGAACUUGAGGAGCCAGAAGCAGCUUUUCCUGUGCCUCCUGGAGUCGUGGUCACUGAAAGUCAGACAUUUAAGAAGCGGUCAGACUUUCAGAGUAAUGAUGACUAUGCAGUGUAUGUAAGAGAGAACAUACAGGUUGGAAUGAUGGUGAAGUGUUGCAGAACGUAUGAGGAAGUGUAUGAGGGAGAUGUUGGCAAAGUGAUCAAAUUAGACAGAGAUGGCCUGCAUGACCUAAAUGUUCAGUGUGACUGGCAACAAAAAGGUGGCACCUACUGGGUCCGCUACAUCCACACUGAAUUGCUGGGAUUUCCUCCUCAGAGCUCUCCAUCCCACAUUAAGAUUGGAGACAAGGUGCGAGUCAAGCCUUCAGUCACAACACCAAAGUACAAGUGGGGUUCUGUUACCCACAGAAGUGUGGGCACAGUCAAAGCUUUCAGUGCCAAUGGGAAGGAUGUGAUAGUGGAUUUCCCUCAGCAGUCACACUGGACAGGCUUGCUGUCUGAGAUGGAGCUAGUGCCUAGUGUUCACCCUGGGGUCAGGUGCGACGGCUGUCAGAUGUUUCCGAUUAAUGGGCCCAGGUUUAAGUGUCGCAGCUGUGAUGACUUUGACUUUUGUGAAAGUUGCUUUAAAACCCGCAAACACAACCCCAGGCAUUCCUUUGGACGUAUAAAUGAACCAGGUCAGUCUCCAGCCUUCAGUGGGCGGUCAGGAAAACAGCUGAAGAGGCACCACAGUAGCCAGCGGGGCAUGCUGAUAGACGAGUGGUCGAGAGCAGUGAAGAACCUCAAUGUGUCCUCCUCGGUUAACCAGGCCUCCAGACUCAUAGACUGUGGAGAUCAGUGCUGGCAGUCCUCUGGUUCUCAGGGCAAGCACUGGAUUCGAUUGGAGCUCUUCCCAGAUGUUCUGGUCCACAGGCUGAAGAUGAUGGUGGACCCUGCAGAUAGCAGUUACAUGCCUUCACUUGUUGUUGUGUCAGGUGGAAGUUCCUUGAACAACCUGAUUGAGCUGAAGACCAUCAACAUCAACCCUACAGACACUACUGUUUCUUUGUUAAAUGACUGCACUGAGUACCACAGGUACAUAGAGAUAGCCAUAAAGCAGUGUCGAAGCUCAGGGAUUGACUGCAAGAUCCAUGGCCUGAGCAUUGUGGGUCGUAUCCGUGCUGAGGAUGAAGACUUGGCCACUGUGCCUUUCCUGGCAUCAGACAAUGAAGAGGAGGAGGAUGAUAAAGCAGCCACUGGGAGCCUUACUCGAAAGAGGUCCUCAGGGCUGGAAUCUGGUGCCUCCAUCAGAACCAAAGUGUUUGUGUGGGGUCUCAACGACAAAGACCAGUUGGGUGGUCUCAAAGGGUCAAAAAUCAAAGUUCCAUCGUUCUCUGAGACGCUCUCUGCUCUGAAUGUAGUACAGGUGUCCGGAGGCUCCAAGAGCCUAUUUGCAGUGACUGCAGAGGGAAAGGUGUAUGCUUGUGGGGAGGCCACUAAUGGCAGGCUGGGCUUAGGGCUGUCCAGCGGUACUAUACCUAUCCCACGCCAGGUCUCUGCCCUCAGCAACUAUGUGGUGAAGAAGGUUGCUGUACAUUCAGGUGGGCGCCAUGCUAUGGCUCUGACAGUGGAUGGAAAAGUGUUUUCUUGGGGUGAGGGAGAUGAUGGCAAACUGGGGCAUUUCAGUAGAAUGAAUUGUGACAAGCCACGACUUAUUGAAGCUCUGAAGACCAAGCGGAUUCGGGACAUUGCUUGUGGCAGCUCCCACAGUGCAGCGAUCACCUCCAGUGGAGAGCUGUACAGCUGGGGUCUUGGUGAAUAUGGCCGCCUUGGCCAUGGAGACAACACCACCCAGCUCAGGCCUAAACUGGUUAAAGUGCUGUUGGGUCAUCGAGUUAUUCAGGUGGCAUGUGGAAGUCGUGAUGCCCAGACUCUGGCUCUUACAGACGAAGGACUGGUGUUCUCAUGGGGCGAUGGUGACUUUGGGAAGCUGGGCCGUGGAGGCAGCGAGGGCUGCAAUAUACCUCAGAACAUUGAGCGGCUGAAUGGACAGGGCGUGUGCCAGAUUGAAUGUGGAGCUCAAUUCUCACUCGCUCUCACCAAAUCUGGAGUUGUCUGGACCUGGGGGAAAGGGGACUACUUUCGUCUGGGUCACGGCACAGAUGUGCAUGUGCGGAAGCCCCAGAUGGUGGAGGGACUACGAGGCAAGAAGAUAAUUCAUGUGGCUGUGGGGGCCCUGCACUGCCUGGCUGUCACAGACACAGGACAGGUGUAUGCAUGGGGUGAUAAUGACCAUGGGCAGCAGGGGAAUGGCACUACCACAGUUAACAGGAAGCCCACGCUUGUUCAGGGUCUGGAGGGCCAGAAGAUCACACGUGUAGCCUGCGGCUCCUCUCACAGCGUGGCUUGGACAACCGUGGACGUCACCACGCCCUCGGUCCAUGAGCCCGUCCUUUUCCAGACUGCCAGGGACUCGCUUGGAGCCUCCUACCUCGGUGUACCGUCAGACAGUGACCCAUCUUUGCUGAGUAAUAAGCUGAGUGGACAGAGCAGCAUGAAGCCCAACAGGCCAUCUCUGGCCAAGAUCCUGCUCUCUCUGGAUGGUAAUCUAGCCAAGCAGCAGGCUCUGUCUCAUGUGCUGUCUGCUCUGCAAAUAAUGUAUGCCAGGGAUGCAGUAGUGGGAGCUCUGAUGCCAGCCUGUAUGAUGCCGGUGGAGUGUCCAUCCAGCUCCCCUGUGCCACCCUCAGACUGCUCGUCUGCCUCCAGUCCCUCAGAGGCUAAAGGUCCUUCUCUGUCUGCUGACACCGAGGAGCGGGUCAGCCCUCACCCCUGGCAGGACAGCAAAAGGGGAGAGAUGGCAUCAUCGGAGGAUGCUAUCACCCCAUCGUCUGCUGUAACACCCUCUGCCGCUGCCGCUUCUUCCCGCCCCUUCAUCCCCGUCACAGAUGACCCUGGAGCGGCCAGCAUCAUUGCUGAGACUAUGACCAAAACCAAAGAGGACUCUGAGUGCCAGAACAAAGCCGUAGGGCCUGAGCCACAAUAUCUGGAUGAGUUCACAAGUCUGCUGGUGCCUGAUGACACCCGAGUGAUGGUGGACCUGUUAAAGCUGGCUGUGUCUAUGCGUGCAGGCGAGAAAGGAAAAGAAGUGCUAUCUGCUGUUCUGUCAGGCAUGGGCACUGCCUACCCACAGGUGGCUAACAUGCUACUGGAGCUGUGUGUGACUGAGCUGGAGGAUGUGGCCACUGAUUCUCAGAGUGGGCGUCUUUCGUCUCAGCCUGUAGUGGUGGAGAGCAGUCACCCUUACACUGAUGACACCUCCACCAGUGGAACCGUCAAAAUACCAGGUGCUGAAGGACUGCGUGUGGAAUUUGACCGGCAGUGUUCUACAGAGAGGAGACACGACCCGUUAACUGUCAUGGAUGGAGCCAAUAGGAUAGUGUCUGUCCGAUCAGGUCGAGAGUGGUCAGACUGGUCCAGCGAGUUAAGAAUCCCAGGAGACGAGCUGAAAUGGAAGUUCACCAGUGAUGGCUCUGUCAAUGGCUGGGGCUGGCGCUUCACUGUAUAUCCCAUCAUGCCUGCUGCUGGCCCUAAAGACCUCCUUUCUGAUCGCUGUAUCCUGUCCUGUCCCUCUAUGGAUCUGGUCACCUGCUUGUUGGACUUUCGUCUGAACUUUGCCUCCAACCGCAGCAUUGUUCCCAGACUGGCUGCUUCACUUGCAGCCUGCGCUCAGCUCAGUGCCCUAGCGGCUGGACACCGUAUGUGGGCCCUGCAGAGGUUACGCAAACUCCUGACUACUGAGUAUGGCCAGUCCAUCAACAUAAACCGUCUGCUAGGAGACAAUGAGGGAGAGUCUCGCUCAAUGAGUUUUACGGGCAGUGCUCUGGCUGCCCUGGUGAAGGGGCUUCCUGAGGCUUUGCAGAGGCAGUAUGAAUAUGAGGACCCCAUUGUCAGAGGAGGCAAACAACUUCUCCAUAGUCCCUUCUUCAAGGUGCUGGUGGCACUUGCAUGUGAUCUGGAGCUGGACACUCUGCCCUGCUGUGCUGAAACUCACAAGUGGGCAUGGUUCCGUCGUUACUGCACUGCCUCCAGGGUGGCAGUGGCUCUGGACAAGAGAACACCCUUACCCCGACCUUUCCUGGAUGAGGUUGCUAAGAAAAUCCGGGAGCUAAUGGCAGACCAUGAGAACAUGAAUGGGCUUCACGAAAGUCAUGAGCUGUUCAAGAGGGAGCAUGAUGAACAGCUAGUGCAGUGGAUGAAUAGACGUCCAGAUGACUGGACUCUGUCGGCUGGAGGUAGCGGGACCAUCUAUGGCUGGGGGCACAACCAUCGAGGCCAGCUGGGUGGUAUUGAAGGCGCAAAGGUCAAAGUUCCCACACCGACAGAGGCCUUGGCCACGUUGCGUCCAGUUCAGCUCAUCGGUGGAGAGCAGACUCUUUUUGCAGUAACUGCUGAUGGGAAGCUGUAUGCUACAGGUUAUGGAGCUGGAGGACGUCUGGGGAUUGGAGGCACUGAAUCUGUCUCUACCCCAACCUUAUUGGAGUCCAUCCAGCAUGUUUUCAUCCGGAAGGUAGCAGUGAACUCUGGGGGGAAGCACUGCCUGGCACUGUCCUCAGAGGGAGAGGUCUACUCCUGGGGAGAGGCCGAGGAUGGCAAACUGGGUCAUGGCAAUAGGAGCCCGUGUGACCGUCCACGAGUGAUUGAGUCUCUGAGGGGAGUGGAGGUGGUGGACAUUGCUGCUGGAGGGGCACAUAGUGCCUGCAUCACAGCCAGUGGAGAACUCUACACCUGGGGCAAAGGACGCUAUGGGCGACUUGGCCACGGAGACAGUGAGGACCAGCUCAAACCUAAACUGGUGGAUGCUCUGCAGGGCCACAGGGUGAUAGACGUAGCUUGUGGAAGUGGUGAUGCUCAGACUUUGUGUUUGACCGAUGAUGACAUGGUGUGGUCAUGGGGAGAUGGAGACUACGGCAAACUGGGCCGUGGGGGCAGCGAUGGCUGCAAAGUGCCAAUGAAGAUUGACUCUCUUACUGGUUUGGGAGUGGUGAAAGUAGAGUGUGGUUCUCAGUUCUCUGUAGCCCUCACAAAGUCUGGAGCUGUUUACACAUGGGGAAAGGGUGACUACCACAGGUUGGGCCAUGGCUCAGAUGACCAUGUUCGCAGACCCCGACAGGUCCAGGGUUUACAAGGCAAAAAGGUCAUUGCCAUAGCAACUGGUUCCCUCCAUUGUGUAUGCUGCACUGAAGAUGGUGAAGUAUACACGUGGGGUGAUAACGAUGAGGGGCAGCUGGGUGAUGGGACAACCAAUGCCAUCCAGAGGCCCAGGCUGGUGGCAGCACUGCAGGGCAAGAAGAUCAACAGGGUGGCCUGUGGCUCUGCGCACACCCUCGCCUGGUCGACCAGCAAGCCCACCAAUGCUGGCAAACUCCCUGCUCAGGUCCCUAUGGAGUAUAAUCAUCUUCAAGAAAUUCCAAUCAUGGUUCUGAGGAACAGGCUGCUGCUGUUGCACCACAUCUCUGAGCUUUUCUGCCCUUGCAUCCCAAUGUUUGACCUGGAGGGACGCCUGGGUCAGACUGGGCAGGGCCCGUCUGUGGGCUUCGACACACUCCGAGGCAUCCUCAUCUCGCAGGGCAAGGAGGCUGCGUUUCGUAAGGUGGUGCAAGCCACAAUGGUGAGAGACCGGCAACAUGGACCAGUGGUGGAGCUCAACCGAAUACAGGUAAAGCGUUCUCGAAGUAAGGGUGGUCUAGCAGGGCCAGAUGGCACUAAGUCUGUGUUUGGGCAGAUGUGUGCCAAGAUGAGCUCCUUCAGCCCAGACAGUCUACUGCUGCCUCAUCGGGUCUGGAAGGUCAAGUUUGUAGGGGAGUCUGUAGAUGACUGUGGAGGAGGCUAUAGUGAGUCUAUAGCAGAAAUGUGCGAGGAGCUGCAGAAUGGUCUCACUCCCCUGCUUAUUGUCACUCCUAAUGGCCGAGACGAGUCCGGAGCCAACAGAGACUGCUUCCUGCUGAAUCCUGCUGCCAAGAGCCCUCUACACAUGACCAUGUUCCGCUUCUUAGGAGUGCUCCUGGGUAUAGCUAUCCGUACAGGCAGUCCCCUCAGUUUGUACCUAGCUGAACCUGUGUGGAAGCAGCUUGCUGGCAUGAACCUGACAAUCGCUGAUCUCAGUGAGGUGGAUAAGGACUUCAUCCCUGGCCUAAUGUAUAUCAGAGAUAAUGAGGCAUCAGCAGAAGAGUUUGAGGCCAUGCCCCUGCCUUUCACUGUGCCCAAUGCCUGUGGCCAGGAGGUGCAGCUAAGCUCCAAACACUCUCACAUCAGCCUAGAGAACCGCACAGAGUAUGUGCGCCUCGCAAUCAACUACAGGUUGCAUGAGUUCGACGAGCAGGUGGCUGCAGUGAGGGAGGGUAUGGCCCGGGUUGUGCCUGUGCCUCUGCUCUCUCUUUUCACCGGUUAUGAGCUGGAGACCAUGGUGUGUGGCAGUCCUGACAUUCCACUGCACCUGCUGAAGUCUGUAGCUACCUAUAAGGGGGUAGAACCCACAGCUCCACUCAUCCAGUGGUUCUGGGAGGUGAUGGAGUCCUUCUCCAAUACAGAGCGUUCGCUCUUCCUUAGGUUUGUGUGGGGACGAACGCGCCUACCCAGGACUAUCGCAGACUUCCGUGGACGAGACUUUGUGGUGCAGGUGCUGGACAAGUACAAUCCACCUGACCACUUCCUCCCAGAGUCAUACACCUGCUUCUUCCUGCUCAAACUGCCUCGUUACUCCUGUAAACUGGUUCUGGAGGAGAAGCUAAAGUACGCCAUCCACUUCUGCAAGUCUAUCGAUACAGACGACUAUGCGCGCAUUGCGCUGAGUGGGGAGCCUGCAGCCGACGACAGCAGUGAUGACUCCGACAACGAGGAUGCAGACUCUUUUGCGUCCGACUCCACACAGGACUACCUAACCGGACACUGACCUCUGCGUAUCACGGUCUCACCCACGCACACCCUCACGCACACACACUCCUUGAUGUGGCAGAUGCAACACAUGGAGAGUCAUAGUAAUAUGCUGCCAAGCAAAGAGAAGAAAACAAAUAUAGAAAAUAAAAAGGACUGAAGAUUUGUUUUAAACUCACUUAAACACAUACACGCAUAUGUACUACCAUGACUAAAAUGAAGAGGUAAAAAUGUAUCUUUAUGUGCAAUUAGCUUUGAAAGCACUAUAAGCUGAUGAAGAAAACUUUUUGUUUAUUUAAAAAAGAGCCAGAGAGUGAGGGGAGAAACUGCACAUUUGAUUGUUUGUAGACGUUGUGUUUAUAUAUUUUAUGACUGCGGACAGAAAGGCCGCCUAGCCUAGCACUGUGGUAGACGACCCCUGACACUCCCCCUUACCCCUCCUCCCUCAGUCUUGCUUUGUUGUUUUAUUUUAAAAAGCAUCAAACAGCAAUUCCUCAUCCUCCUUCUCAAAAAAUAGCAGUGUUUCUUUCUAAGAACCUUUUUAACUUUGAACCGUAAGAAUCAUGUUAAUUUGACUUGGUGUCAAUGGGAGCUCGUUCAGGGGUUGUUUUUAGGUCGUCGGUCACUGUAUUACGUGUUCUCUCCCCCUCCAUCUCAAUGUGUGUCUGCACUGGCUUCCUGAUGGAAUGUAAAUAAUAUUAUUGUGCCAUGUGUUCAUAAGAUGUCUCAUUCCCAUGUAAUAAAAUAAAUGUUAAUAAAUUUCUGUUAAAAAAUGUAAA
Molecule: messenger RNA, 15417 nt
Organism: Colossoma macropomum (tambaqui)
Lineage: Eukaryota; Metazoa; Chordata; Actinopteri; Characiformes; Serrasalmidae
Gene: herc2
Product: HECT and RLD domain containing E3 ubiquitin protein ligase 2
Exons: 94
Coding region: 129-14657 (4842 amino acids)
Biological process (GO): protein ubiquitination
Molecular function (GO): ubiquitin-protein transferase activity; zinc ion binding
Source: RefSeq, a predicted model, not a curated record